UUAUACUGGUGGGGGAUUUGAUUUCAAGUUGAGUCUGUGAUGUGAUGUCUUAUCAGAAGAUAUUACUAUACAGCCGAAACUGUUGUCCGAGUGUCGAUAUUUCCAAGAAAACCGGAAGUGAUUUGUUGGUUUGAAGGUACGAGGAAACUCGUAAAGGCAUUUGUUUUAAAAACAAAAUCCACAUCACAUGAUAUUCAUUUGGUACCUGAGACUCGGAAAGAAUUUCUAGGAAAUCUCUUAUUGAUCAUAAAACUACCUGCACAGAACUGCUUAGCUCUUAACAGAUCUGAACACAGCAUUAGUCAACCGAUUUCGCUUUAGAAGAAGCAGGAAUAAAUCCUGAAAGAGUACGUCUACCACAAGAGAAGUUAGUAUGAAAAGGUUUUCUGUUCUUGAAGUAUUAGUGCUGGUGCUAGUUUUCUUGCUGUUUGAAGUAAAAGGCGAAGUUCAUCUUGUGACAUUCGCCAAACAAAGGAUUAUAGGAAAGGGACAAAAUCUACAAAUAAAUUGUACGGUAUUUGGCGAAGAUUCUGGGUCAAAUUUUGAACUAAAAUGGAAAAAAGUUGGCAGUCUAAGAGAUAUCAAGUCUCGAAAAGUCGCCAACAACACAUUGCAGCUACAGAUACAAAGUGCAAGAAAAUCAGAUGAAGGGAAGUACCAAUGUGAGGUCACAAGACAGGAUCAGCUUCAAAACAGCACGUUCGUUCGCGUCCUGGUCAGUGAUUUACCGACCAAACCUUCAACCCCAAAUUGGCGCAGCAUCAAUUGGCAAAUUUGCUUCAACUGGAAGCCAGUCUCCAUCGAAGGAGGUUUACCUGUGACGUAUAAAAUACAAUAUCGAUGUCUCUCUCAGUGUGACUUGGACGAUGAUGUCAAUCUGCUCAGUAAUGGAUGGCACGAGGCUUGCAAAAAUACCUCACCUACCCCUGGACGGGAAAUGAAAUGUUGUCUAGAACACGUGACUUUGUUUAUUAAGUACGAGGCAGUAGUAGUGGCAGAGAAUGCCCUUGGGUCUGUUACAAGCUCGCCUGUCAAUUUUUCACGCGGGAUAGAGACUAUAAUUGGCCCACCUCAGUCCCUUCGAGCACAAGCAAUAGGGUAUGGAUCAAUAACAAUAGAUUGGACCCCUCCACCAAACUCGUUUUUUUGGCAGAUGAAGUACGCUAUCCUCUACCAUGCACAGGGAGACUCCACUAACAAGACCAUCAUAUUAGAUAGCAAUAGACAAAAUCACUAUCGACUAACGAAUCUACAGCCGUAUACCAGCUAUACGAUUUACGUAGCUGGUAUAUAUCCAAUAGACGGCAGAGUUGGGAUUCCUGUGGGACCUGUGGUURUUCUAACGAAUGAAGAAAAUCCCUCAGAUGCUCCAGAAAUAACGGACUGGGAUUCAAUAGUUUAUCCAGAAAACUUCAAUAAACGCAAUGUUACGGUCACUUGGAAGUUGCCACCGAAGGCCAAAUGGAACGGAAAGAUCCAAACCUUUAUCAUACAGUAUAGAGAAAUAUCAAGAAAACGGAUCGAUAUCAUGUCGAAUGUCCCAUGGGGGAAGAGCGUUAAGAUCAAUAGUUCCUCGACAAACAAAGGAAUGAUCAGCAAUCUUCGUACUAAGUCUGCGUAUGAAGUAGAGAUGCAAAUGUGUAAUGGAGCUGGGUGUGGAGGGAUUGGUACCCGGGUUGUAAUCAGUGGACUUAAAAUGUCUCACCAAGAAGAAAAACAAAAGAUUUUUGACGAUCAUCUAAUAAUACUUGUUCUAAUAAUGUUAACUGCAAUCGUGUUGUUCUUUGCUGUUACUGUUCUGGUGGUAUGCUUCAGGAUGAAAAGAAUAAAGCAAACGGAUGAUGAGGGAGCUCCAGCUAAAUGUUACCCACUGAAGAAAACAAGUUAUGAUAGAAUGGACGGAGAAAUUAUUACUUAACGAAGAAGAAUUGCUGGGAUUGAUUGACUACUCUUUAUUUAGUUUCUUGUUAGAUUAUACCAAGCUUGAUUUAAACACGAUAGAAACGUGACCAUCAGAUCACUUCCUUUUUAAACGAAUCAGCAACAAUAGCCGUGGAAGCCAUUUAAUAGUCCCAACCGUGAUUUCAAGAAAAAAAUCAAAAAAUGUUUCGUAGAAAAAUUCUUUGAUUUAACAUAUAUAUAUUUAUUUAUUUAUUUAUUUUCUAACCGGUAUACACAACAACACUGACAGAAGAGGAUGAUGAUAAUGAUGAUGGUGAUGGUGAUGAUGAGGGUGAUGUACAUGAUAGUGAUAGGAAUAGUGAUAGUGAUGAUGAUGAUAGUGAUAGUGAUGACGAUGAUGAUAGUGUCAGAUAAUGACGAUGAUGUUGAUAGUGAUAGUGAUGGUGAUCAUCAUGAUAAUAACUAUAAAUAUAAUUGCAUUUAUAAUGUAUCAUGAAUCUAGAUUCAUGCAGUAAGUGAAUAUUUAUUGAGUUAGUUAUUUAAACAUAAUUUAUAUCCAAUAAGUGUUAGUCAAACAGUUUUUGGGUCGAUGAAGCAAAUCAUUUAUAUAUUCUGAUUUAUAUGUAUAUCGUUUAAUUAGUUUCAAAUAGUAAAAACUGAUUGUAACAAAAGGACUAGUAUAGGACUAGUUAGGAGUAAAGACUCGCUUUACGUUGUAAAUAAAUUGCAAAUUGAAAAAAAAAUGUUUUGUUGGUCAA
Molecule: messenger RNA, 2660 nt
Organism: Actinia tenebrosa (Australian red waratah sea anemone)
Lineage: Eukaryota; Metazoa; Cnidaria; Anthozoa; Actiniaria; Actiniidae
Product: neogenin
Biological process (GO): cell-cell adhesion
Molecular function (GO): protein binding
Source: RefSeq, a predicted model, not a curated record